Messenger RNA from Sipha flava (yellow sugarcane aphid), 1575 nucleotides. RefSeq names its product probable serine incorporator (gene TMS1). Lineage: Eukaryota; Metazoa; Arthropoda; Insecta; Hemiptera; Aphididae. The transcript is spliced from 9 exons. Bases 1 to 1368 code for a protein of 455 amino acids. Gene Ontology annotation, cellular component: membrane. The record is from RefSeq and is a predicted model, not a curated record.
AUGGGUGCAUUACUGUCAUUGUGUACAGUAGGCCAAAUGGCUUGUUGUUGCGGCCAAGCGGCAUGUUCACUGUUUGCGUGUUGUCCAUCAUGCGGUAACUCUACGUCAACUAAAGUGAUGUACGGCCUCAUGUUACUUGUAGCUGUAAUUUUAAGUUGCAUUACCCUUGCUCCUGGAUUGCAGUCCUUUCUACAAAAGGUACCAUUUUGUGAAAAUGAGCAAAGCUCAAGUUUAACUAAGAAUUUCAUGAAUAACUUAUCAUCCGUGUCAAUUGAUUGUAAAGAUGCUGUGGGCUAUAUGGCUGUGUACAGAAUUUGUUUUGCCAUGUUUGUAUUUUUUUCACUAAUGUCAUUAAUCAUGGUAGGUGUAAAAGAUUCUAGAGACAGACGAGCACUUAUACAAAAUGGGUUUUGGGGUCUCAAGUACAUCAUUGUAUUUGCGGGUAUUGUUGGUUCAUUUUUCAUUGCACCAGGAAGUUUUAGCCAUAUUUGGAUGAUUUGCGGUAUGAUUGGUGGUUUUAUUUAUCUUAUUCUCCAAUUUGUACAAGUCUUAGAUUCUGCUCAUUCUUUGGCCGAAUCAUGGCUUGACAAAUGGGAACAAACUGAAGAUAAGAAAUGGUAUUUUGCGUUGUUGUUUACAACAUUAGUAUCUUAUGGACUUGCCAUUACUGGAGUUAUUAUUAUGUAUCAUAGUUUUACUCAGGAUGAUGGAUGCGGAUUGAACAAAUUCUUUAUUACACUAACAGUUGUAAUAUGUAUAUUUAUUAGUUCAAUUUCGAUUACUUCGUGUGUACAACGUGUGCAUGAAAAAUCUGGUUUAUUGCAAUCAUCAAUUGUUAGUUUGUAUGUGGUAUAUCUUACUUGGUCAGCACUCAACAGUGGUCCAGAAACCAAAUGUAAUAAGAGUUUGGCAGAAAUUUUCAGUAAAUCAAAUCCAGGCGAUUCCAAAAUUCAUUUUGGUUCUGAAAACUUGGUCAGUAUUGGAAUUUUUGUUCUAUUUGUUUUGUAUUCAGCUAUUAAAACUGGAUCAUCAUCUAAAUUUUCUAUGAGUUCUUCUACUGAAAGAAUAGGAAAUGAUAAUGACGUUGAAGGAGGACCAAUAUCUGAAGAUGACAAUACUGGUAAACUCUUUGAUGAUGAAAAAGAAGGAGUUGCAUAUUCAUGGUCAUUUUAUCAUUUCACAUUUGCAAUGGCUACUUUAUUCUUGAUGAUGACACUUACAAAUUGGUAUUCACCAAACUCUAAUUUGAAUGACCUUCACCCAGACUAUGCUUCUACAUGGAUCAAAAUACUAUCCUGCUGGGUUUGUGCUGGACUGUAUAUUUGGACAUUAGUAGCACCAAUUCUAUUGCCAGACCGCGAGUUUUAAACUAUAUUAUUAAUAGUAUCAAAUAAAGUAUAAAAAGUUUUAAAGUUUAUAAGGUUUUAAAAGUUUAAAUAGAUUUUUUAAUCUAUCAAAAAAUUAAUUUGAUUCUUAUGUCUUUAUAACAUAAGGUACUAAUCAUUCAUAAUAUAGUAUCACUAAAUAGUUAAGAAAUAUAAUCUAUUUAUGGAGAGGUAGUCUUUUAUUGAUAUU